AUGCUAAAACCGUCGACGCUCUCGAUUUUCUUCGCAAUGAUUUCGGUCAUAUCGUUGUUCAGCUAUUUGCCGAAAUUCUUCGACGAGUUGGCGUCGAUCGAGCGAAUUUUGGCGAGCGAACUUGACGAGUUCGCGAGAAUCGAGGCCCAAAUUUGGGCGAAUUUCAAAACGACGCCGCAACGACGCAAAAGACAUCAGAAUUAUUAUGGAAAAGUGUACAAUUAUUGCGAAUGCGAGUACAUCAAUGAUUGCCCGCCGGGCAGGAAAGGCAGAAGCGGCGCCGACGGCGUUCCCGGCGAGGAUGGCCUUCCAGGCAUUCCAGGCGAGCCUGGCGUUCCAGGCACUCUUCCCAAGGCGCUCUAUGAGAAGAUCUACGGCUGUCGUGUGUGUCCGUACGGUCCAAAGGGAAAGAUCGGCGAGCCGGGUGCUCCGGGAGCGCCGGGACGCGUCGGCUAUCCCGGCGAGACCGGUCGGCGAGGUGUCGACGGGGACCGAGGGGGAAUCGGAGAGGAUGGUCCGCCGGGCGCGCCGGGACCCAACGGAUCGCCCGGGGAAGCCGGUCCACCCGGCGAGCAGGGAAUCACCGGCAUCAAAGGGAUUAUGGGAGAGACUGGUGAGCCCGGCGCUCCAGGCCUGCCAGGGGAGCCCGGCACACCAGGCGAGCCGGGAACCGAAGGAAUCCCGGGACCGAUGGGACCAAGAGGGCACGAAGGACGCCAGGGCGACCGAGGGCCACCAGGUGAAUCGGGACCCGUCGGACGACAAGGUGGUCCCGGCCAGGAUUCGCACUACUGUCCAUGCCCGAGUCGGCAGCAAUUGUACAACAAUAUGAAGCGGAAGGCGACAAAAAUUUAUUGA
Caenorhabditis bovis is the source of this 858-nucleotide messenger RNA. NCBI's taxonomy places the organism in Eukaryota, Metazoa, Nematoda, Chromadorea, Rhabditida, Rhabditidae. The record is from the annotation of a GenBank genome assembly.